UCAACAUCCUGCGACGCGUUCGAUCAAAACAGCGCUGAGCUGAAUGAUAUAUUUUCUUUUAAUACCUCUAAACUUUUUGUUUUGUAAAUGUUGUAGCCUAUGUUUAGUAUGUGAGUAACCUGCGGCGCUUUAAAGAAAACCCUGUGCUUCAGAUGGCUGAAGUGAGAAAGCUGCAGAAGAAGCUGAGACAGAUUGAGAAUCUGGAAAUCAAAAUCAGUCUUACCCCAGAGGAGAAAUUCAAGAUCUCCAGGAAGGCGGAGCUGCGUUCCAGAUUGGCUGAGCUUCAGCUGCAGCUUUCUGGCCUGCAGGAAACACUGGGGAUUGUGGGAGACGGAAAAGCUGAAGAGAUGAAAGACAAGGGUGAGGAUAUGAGGGAGAGGGAGGAUGCCCAUGAGGUCCUUCCAUCACCGUCGCCUCCAGCCUCCAAGAUCCUGAAGGGAGAAAUGCAAUCCAAAGCUCAAGCACCACCGUCGCCGGCUGCCAGAUGGGGAGACACAGGAGGGCAAGAAGGGAUAGGCAGACGACAAGGAACGCCAGAAGAUGUUUCAGCCCAAGCAAACUUUGACAAGGAGCAGCAACUUAAACAGGAAGAUGCUGAAUUUACAUCCCUCAAGGGAAUGUGGGAAAAGACAAAGUUUCGCUUGAGACUGUUGGAGGGGCACAGUGACAUAGUCACUUGUGUGGUUGCCGUUGACAACCUGGUGGUCUCUGGAAGCCGAGAUACGACAGUGAAGGUGUGGCAUGUUCCCACAGCAACGGAGUACAAGAACCUGGGAGGUCACAGUGGCGGGGUCACCUGUCUGUCUGCCCCUCCUCCAGAGUACUGCAAGAGGUUGGCGUGGACCCUGUCUUUGUCUGAUCAAGAGAGGUUUAUUAUAAGUGGUUCUGCAGACUGCAAUGUGAAGAUCUGGGCUUUAAACGUUGGCCAGUGUGUUAAGUCUAUAUACACGUUCAACGCUGUGACUGCUCUCUGCUUUGUGUCAGAAGAAGAUGGCUAUAUUGUCGUGGGAUCAGAUGGGGGCAAAGUUCAAGCCUGGAGCUGGCACACUUUUGAAAACUGUCAGUCUGUCAACGCUCACCAAGAAGCAGUCACUUCCAUCCAGUCUCAGGGUCCACUGGUGUUCACUGGCUCAGCCGAAGGAGGGGUGGCUGUUUGGGAGAAUCGCUACUCAGGACGCGACCCCCUGAAGCUCCUGCAACACUGGAGUGGUCAGGUUACGGGUUGUGGAGGGGGGCCUGGUGGUCGUUUGACCCUCAGCCCUCGGGGGGACCGACUGUUCCUGGCCUACGGUCAAGCCUGGCUCAAGAUCCUGCACUGGAGGAUUGGAACAACAUCCAAACUGACCAAUCACAGUAGUAUCACCGGGGUAACAGAUUGUGUUCACCAGACAGGAGGUCUACUAAUUGGCUCCUGCUAUGACGUGGCAACUGGAGAGAGCACGUUAAAUGUAUUCUCUCUGCCUCAGUGUAGUUAUCUGACCUCCCUGACCUGGGCUGCUGCUCCUCGAAUUCUCUGCUUCGCAGCGUGGACCACAGGGAGCGGAGAUCACCGGUGGGUCACUGGAGGUCGUGACCUCAUCGUAUGGGAGCAGCUCCCCAGAUCCGGAAAGCAGAGGGGGGAUGUCACAGCACGGCGAAACAGCCGACUGGACUUCUCUUUGCUGGAGUCGGAGGGAGACACAGCAGAAGACGAGGAGACUGACGAUGAAGAGGACGACGACAAUGAAAGAGAAGCCAGUCCGACUAAAGGCGGCGGAGGCUACGCCUUGUGGUUUCAUUGUGUUCUUCAACUCUACAUGUCUCAGUCGCUAAGGCAACCGAUGCUUUUUUCUCCUCCUUACUUGCUCUCUGUAUCUCCCCCUUUCUCUCCGUCUCCUUCUCUCAUUCCCUCUCUCCACUGCCAGAGACAGAGAUGAUCGGAUGAGUGUAGUCUCAGUGAACAGAACGAAGCGAUGGAGAGAUGCUCCAUCUCUCUUGUCGCACGACUGACUGCCCUCGUCUCCCUCCUCCUGGUUGCUCUGGUGACACAGCCUUCCACCUGUAACCGUG
Molecule: messenger RNA, 2049 nt
Organism: Thalassophryne amazonica
Lineage: Eukaryota; Metazoa; Chordata; Actinopteri; Batrachoidiformes; Batrachoididae
Exons: 16
Coding region: 153-1916 (587 amino acids)
Molecular function (GO): protein binding
Source: RefSeq, a predicted model, not a curated record